AUGGUACUGUUCGAUCCCGCAGACACGGCCCUCGCAGCCGUGGUGAGGUCCAUCAAUGCCACAACUCCAGCCUGGCGCCUGGGACCGCUCAACGCAUCCUGGGUCGUCGUCACCGACAGCAUCCCUCCCGGCAGCGACGUCAACGGGCAUAACUACUCCGACUCGCACAGCGACAUAGGCGGCACGAUCGUCGUGCAGAGGAAGGUGACCAACAGCGUGGGAUCCCUCCCGCUCAAUUCAUUCGUCUACCUGAUGAUCUCGGCCUUUGUAAUUAUCGUCCUCAUCGCCCUGCCCAACUGCAAAUACAUCGCAAGGCUGCUCCUCGGGAAGGACACGCGCUUCGACACCGACUGCCCCCAUUCCGCCACCGGCAUCAGCGAGUUUACGUUCAACCGAAUGAUCUGCGGGUUCUAUCCACCUGAGCCGAGACACGAGCCGCUGCCCUCAUAUCUCGAGGCGUUGGAUUACGUGCCCGGCAGGGAGGUCCGGUCCAGCGACGUCCGCGAGUGUCAGAGCAUGAUCCGGCGGGUAUAUUUGUUGAAGGUCAAGGUCUUUAAUGCCGGCAAUGUCCAUCCCGCGAACCUAGGUAUCGUCGAUGACUGGAGGCUCCAGGCGAAGGCAGGCUUGAGCGAUAUCAGGAUCCUGGCGGACAGUUGGGCCCAACGGCACGACUGGUCCCCCGAGGAGAAGAUGAAGGUCGCUCAGAUUCGACAGAGGAUCAUGGCCAUUCAAACCGGAUGA
This is a messenger RNA of Cladophialophora carrionii CBS 160.54, 741 nucleotides long. RefSeq lists its product as uncharacterized. Lineage: Eukaryota; Fungi; Ascomycota; Eurotiomycetes; Chaetothyriales; Herpotrichiellaceae. The transcript has a single exon. Bases 1 to 741 code for a protein of 246 amino acids. The record is from RefSeq and is a predicted model, not a curated record.